AUGGAAGUCGCAGCAGAAGCAGAUAUCAAGGAACAGGUACAAGUUACGGUCAUUAGCGAAAUCGAAGUGGAAGAGCAAGCGUUCGCAUCAAGUAUUGUUAAAUUGGAAGUUGAUAACGAAGAUCUGCACCUGGGAGGAAAACUUCCGAAAGAGCUCACAGAAAAUACGGCACGCGCAAUCUCAAGCAAUGUCGGUCGUUCUGGAGUUCGAGGCGAUGUGAUAUAUUUGCAACACGGCAAAUAUAAAGGCAAGCCUGCAACACUCCUGGCAUUCAAGUUCCACUUCGCAUUUGAGCAGAACAGUACAAAUCGAUUUUCUCACGCCGAGAUCCGAGUCGCGUUCGACUCUAGUGACAACAGUGCGAGUCCCGGAUCCAAGCCUGCAGUUCGGCAUUAUUCACCAGCGCUUCUUUGUGGCCCUUCGAGCACAGGCCAAAUCACGAAGUCGAUCAGCGUUUCCCCGUCUAUCACCACUCCCACUGCACCAGUUCAGAUCGGGAUUGAGGUGCCAAUGACUCGAUCAACCACCGUGGCACGAGACUUUCAGAUGAAAAUUGUCGGUGAGCCAUGGGCUAGCGACGAGGAUGCAGAAGACGACGAUAUGGUGAGAUGGAAGGUCGAUGAAAAUUAUGCUCAAGCCGAUGGUGUUCCGACAGAUUUGAAGACUGCCGUGUUGGUCCAGCACACAGGGGAGGCAUUCCAUGCGACAGUCCACAUCAAAGCUCGGACGAGAAUGGGAAUAUCACUGUUCGGCUGGCCUUGGUCGAAACCAACACCUCUCGUCGUCUCGAACAAAUCCAGUUUUGGCGCAGCAGUUUUGCCAGAGGACUUUAGUACUCUUGAGGAACAUCAUUGGCUACAAUUGACAGAGUUCCACGGACGCGUAGCGAGAAUCCGUGUCUCGGAUACUUCGAAGGAGAAGUUAUGCUGA
This is a messenger RNA of Exophiala bonariae, 930 nucleotides long. RefSeq lists its product as uncharacterized. The record is from RefSeq and is a predicted model, not a curated record. Bases 1 to 930 code for a protein of 309 amino acids. NCBI's taxonomy places the organism in Eukaryota, Fungi, Ascomycota, Eurotiomycetes, Chaetothyriales, Herpotrichiellaceae. The transcript is spliced from 2 exons.